Molecule: messenger RNA, 1890 nt
Organism: Kwoniella botswanensis
Lineage: Eukaryota; Fungi; Basidiomycota; Tremellomycetes; Tremellales; Cryptococcaceae
Product: arginine-tRNA ligase
Exons: 7
Coding region: 1-1890 (629 amino acids)
Biological process (GO): mitochondrial translation; arginyl-tRNA aminoacylation
Cellular component (GO): mitochondrion; cytoplasm
Molecular function (GO): ATP binding; arginine-tRNA ligase activity
Source: RefSeq, a predicted model, not a curated record
AUGGCUACACUCGCUCCACCUCAAGCUAUUCCCGAGAAGUUCCAGCUCCCCACUCCUCCUGAGGGAGCCACAUCAAGCCCUAUACUGAACUAUGAUCCUACUCGAUCACCUAUCGAUAUCUUCAAGAUGGCUGUGGCCACCCUCGUCUCAGAGGCUUUCGAAGAGAAAUUAGAAAAAAUCUAUCCUGCCGUGGAGAUGGGUAAGAAAGGAUGUGAUUUUUCGGUGGCUAUUGUAAGGUUUAAGAAAGGGAAACCGGCAGAUUUGGAAGUUUGGGCAAAGAAGGUCAUUGAUAAUUUCAAACCAUCUGCCUGCCUCAGUGCCGUCAGUACACCUGAUAACAAGUUCUUGUUGUUCCAAAUGAACAAAGAGUCAUUCAACUACCACCUCCUCCGACACAUCACCCUCACUUCCGAAGCUGCCCUCGCCAACCCCACCGACCCAACUUUAUCAUACGGUACCACGACAGAAGGUCAGGGUAAACACAUGUUGAUCGAUUUCUCCUCUCCCAACAUCGCGAAACCGUUCCACGCCGGUCAUCUUAGAAGUACAAUUAUCGGUACGGUCAUUAGUAACUUGUAUGAAGCGAAUGGAUGGAAGGUGACUAGGUUGAAUUACUUGGGUGAUUGGGGUACUCAAUAUGGUCUUCUAUCAGUUGGUUUUGACAAAUUCGGGGACGAACAGGAACUCAUCAAGGAUCCCAUCCAUCACCUCUUCCAAGUUUACGUGAAAAUCAACAACGCUAAAGCCGAACAGAAAGAAAGAUUAGAUGCUGGAGAGACGAUACCUGAAGAGGAUCAAAUUCACUUUCAAGCCAAAAAGGUGUUCAAAGAUAUGGAGGAUGGCGAGCCAAGAGCCAUCGCUCAAUGGGCUCGAUUUCGAGAUCUCUCGAUUGAGAAGCUCAAGGGUACUUACGAGAAACUCAACGUCCACUUUGACGUAUACUGGGGUGAAUCUCAAGUAUCUACGGAAUCAAUGGACCGAGCUACCAGGAUCGUCCAGGAGAAAAACCUUACCUGUGAGGACAGAGGAGCGUUGUUGGUUGAUUUGACGAAAUACAAGAUGGACAAGGCUAUCAUCCGAAAAGCUGACGGAACAACAAUCUACCUUACUCGAGACUUGGGAGGAUUGCACGAUAAAUGGGAGAAAUACCAUUUCGAUAAACACAUCUACGUCGUCCAGGCAGCUCAGUCACUGCAUUUUAAUCAAUUAUUCAAGACCGCUGAAUUGAUGGGUGAACCCUAUGCGGAUAAAUUACAACACAUCAGUUUCGGUUUAGUGAAAGGAAUGUCUACCCGAAAAGGAACUGUCGUGUUCCUCGAAGACAUCAUGGAAGAAGCUACUGAGACGAUGCACGAACAGAUGAAGUCGAACGAAGCUAAGUACGCUCAGGUGGAAGAUCCUAUGGGAACUAGUGCGAUCAUCGGUACGACUGCUGUGAAGAUCCAGGAUAUGGCUGGUAAGAGGAUCAACGAUUACGACUUCGAUAUCAAGCGAUGUACAUCGUUCGAAGGUGAUUUCGGACCAUUCAUCCAAUACUCUCAUGUCCGAUUAUGUUCCGUUCAACGAAAGAAUCCCAACGUUCCUGUACCGGUAUCAGUUAACGAGAUUGAUAUCUCAUUACUUAAUGAACCUAAAAUCAACGAUAUCAUGUAUCACCUCGCGACAUACCCUCAAACCGUCAAGAACGCCUAUAACUCUUCCGAACCUUCUCAAUUGGUCACGUGGUGUUUCAGAUUAUCACACUUGGUCGGAGGAGCUUGGGAGACUGUCAAAGUUGCUGGAGCAGAUGAAGAGACUGCUAAAGCCAGGCUGUUCCUAUACAUCCAGACUAGGGUAGUGUUGGCUAAUGCUAUGAGGUUGUUGAGUUUGACACCUAUCGAACGAAUGUAA